This is a messenger RNA of Dictyostelium purpureum, 5610 nucleotides long. RefSeq lists its product as uncharacterized. The coding region runs from base 1 to 5610 and encodes 1869 amino acids. The record is from RefSeq and is a predicted model, not a curated record. NCBI's taxonomy places the organism in Eukaryota, Evosea, Eumycetozoa, Dictyosteliales, Dictyosteliaceae. The transcript has 2 exons.
AUGAUUAAAUUAAUAUUUUAUAUUUUGUUAUUUAUAUUAAAUGAUAAUUAUAUAUUUGUUAAAUCUUCCAUAGGGUUAGGAAGUGGUGACGUUACGCCCGAUUAUAAUAAUUAUGUAAAUAAUUGGGGUUUUGAAGAAAAUUUUGCUUGGAAAGGUGAUACAGAAAAAAUAGAAUGUGGCCAUGGUUAUUAUCAUUUAUCGUGCUCAUUAUUAUUUCAAGGGAGUUACAAUAAUUCAAAUGAUGGAGAUUUAGAUUAUAUAGAAAGUGGUAGCGAAGAAAUUGUUCAGGAGUUUUAUUCAGUUUAUCAAAAAGUAUAUGUACCAGAAAUUGAUUUAAUAAAUUAUGAUAUAAAGCUAGAGUUUAGUAUUCAAUUACUGAAGCCUGAAAUAGAUGAUGAAAAUAAUGAUAUAGAUCUCUCAGUUUAUUUUAAUGAAAAAAAGCUAUUUUAUUACAAAUAUUCAGAGUGUAGCCAAGGUUUUAAAUCAAACUAUUUAACCCUUUUAAAUAAUAUAGAUAUCAUAAAAAAUAGUUUAUUGGGUGGAGUUAAUUAUAAUCUAACUUUUUCCUCAAAUGUAAUAUAUUCAAAAAAUUCAAGUUUAAAAAUUUCUAUCGAUAAUGUUUUUAUAUAUAAAUAUCCAAAAAUACUUUUAGAAUCAAAUGUAUAUGUAUCAAAUAAUGGUAGUGACACAACUGGUGACGGUAGUUUAAAAUCACCAUUUCAAACAAUUCAAAAAGCAAUCGAUUCAGUCUCACCUGGUUAUAGUGUUUAUUUAAUUUCAGAUUAUAGUUUUAGUGGCGACGAAACCAUUUUUAAUAGAGGGAAAAAUGUCAGUUUAAUAGGAGCACAAGAAGGUAUCCUUUUCAAUGUAGAGUUGUCCGAUGACUACGAAGGUAUUUUAUUCGUUUCAUCUCCAUCACUUUACCAAAUAAACCAAUCGAAUAGUAUAUGCAGUGAAAUUAUUAAUGCCCAAGAUAGUUUUACAAAAAAUAAUAUUCAACAAGCAACCACAUUUCAGAUUCAAUAUUUAAAUUUCAAUUUAGAUAAUAACAAUAAUAUUAAUACAACAUUUACAAUGGCCCAAUACUCAAGAUUGGAAUUCAAUAACAACACAUUAUAUAAUGUUUUUUAUAAUAUGGGUGUUUUUUUUUUAAGCCCUUAUUCCUAUUUAUCGGCUUAUGGUGGCUCUUUACAAAUGGGUGUUGAGCUAGGAAGUUUUGUAUGGUCUUUUUUAGCAACUGUUUAUUUCGAUUCAACUUUCUUUUUCUGUACUUCUUCAGUAAUGCAAAUUCAAGACACAAAUCUUACUCUUGUCAAUAUCUUUUCAAAUGGUCUUUGUGCUUAUCAAUCUUAUUUCAACGAUGGCGUGGUAUCAAGUGUUUCAAUUGUAGAUUCAUCUUUUUCAAAUAUAACCUAUACUGGUAAUCCAUUGUUUUUUUUUACUGGUAAAGAUUCUGAUAAAGUAGUGGUCCGUAUUGAUAAUGUUCAAGUAUUUGAUGGGGAGGAUGUUCAAUUUAUAGAUUCAUAUUUUACUGGUAAAUUAUAUAUAGAUGGGUUGCACAUUAGUAGAAUAAAAAAUUUAAGGAAUUUAUUUAGUAUUUAUAGUAUCUUUGAAAUCAAUAAUAUAGUUUUAGAUGUAAUAGAAUUCAUUAUAACACCAUAUACAAUGAACAUAUUUCCUUGCUCAAGAAUCUCUGGAGUUGGGAAUAUUACCAAUUUAGUAAUUUCAAAUUCAUUUGGUAAUAUGGAUGCACCUUUUAUACUUUUUUAUAAUUCUCAGGUAGUGUUAAAUAAUAUUCAAUAUUUAAAUUCAAAUUUUCGCUUGUUUUCGGCAACAAAUUCAACUCUUCAUUUUAACCAAAUGUCAGCUUCAAGAGUUCCAGAUGGUUAUCUUUUUAUUCAAAGUGAAAAUAGCAGUGUUAUAUUAGAUGGGUUACAUUUUUACAAUAAUAAUAAUCUUGUAUUAAGCGAUGGGACAUUCAACAUUUCAUUAUUGAAUUCAGUAUUCGAAAAUAAUAAAAACAAAAUUUCAUCAUCCACUUUAAACUUGGUAUUGUCAAAUAAUGGAAUCUAUAUCGAAAAUACGACAUUUGUAAAUAACUAUGGAUUUACAUUGGUUUCAUCUCUCAAUGAAAAAACUGCUAUCAUUAAUGUUGCUUUCAUUUCAAAUUUGUAUUGUAGCGAAUUGGAAGUUGUUGGUGGAGAUUUAUAUGUUUUUAAUCUUACUUUAUCCAAUAGUACUCUAAAUUCAAUAUUAGCAUAUAGCCCUGGGUGUGUGUAUCUUAAAAGUUUGGCAACUGCCACUAUUCUAUUCUCAAGAUUUAAUUACAGCUCCUAUCCUUUAAAUAUUGAAGAUGUUGAUCAGCUUCAAUUGCAUGGUAUAAACAUCACAGAUUCAAUCGGUACUAAACAUGUGGUAAAUAUGAAAAAUAUAAGCAUGGGUAAUUGGACCAAUUCUAUAAUUAAUGGUUCAAGUUUAUCUUUGGAUGGUUCUGGUCUCAAUUUAUAUAAUGUUUCAAAUUUUAUUUUUAAAGGUUUUCAAAUCGUUAGCUCCUCUUCUUCAAACUAUCCAUUUGCCAUUUCUAAUGACUGUGAUAAUUUAGAAUUUAAUCAAUGUGUCUUUUCUUUUUCAAAUAAUAUUAUCAAUGGGGGUUUCUUUUUUUCUUUUUCAUCGGUUAAGUUCAUAACCACCAAUUUUCAAAAUAAUUCAGUUCAUAGUGCGUUAAUAGUCUCACAAAAUUCUCAUAUAGUAGUCCUCUACAGCAAUUUCAUUUCUAAUUCUGCUUUGGUGACUUUGGCUAUUUCUUUAACUAGUAGCAAUUUUUAUAUAUAUAAUUCAAAUUUUGUAGAAAAUAUUCUAUCGACACUUAUUUCAAUCAGUUUUUCAAAUGGUACAAUAGAUUCGUGUGGGUUUAUGAAGAAUACUGCUCCAUCAUCUAUUAUUUCUUCUUUCUCUUCAAACUAUACUAUCUCAUCAACUCUUUUUGUAAAUAGUAACUCUGCCUCAUAUGGAACAUAUUCAUCAAUUAUAGACCACAGUAGUAUAGUCUUAAUGUCACUCUGUAAUGUUAGGGGUAAUUUGGCCUUUACAACACCAACAUUAUCAUUUACAAACAGUCAGGUUACAGUGAAGACUUCAGUUUUUAACAAUAACACAAAUAUUGGUGGAGCAGGUGGAAAUUUCUAUUUCCUUAAUUGCACCAUAUUGAUGAGUAGUAAUUCUUUCACCUACUCACAAGCUCAUAUUGGAGGAGCAAUUUAUUUAGAACAAUCAACUUUAGUUUUAGAACUAUUCAACACUUUUGCAGGUAAUUUGGCUACAAGUGGAGCUGCUAUAUUUUCAUUAGAUUCAAAAGUUAUUAUCAAUAAUUGCCAAUUUUACCAAAAUAUGGCUAAAAAUGGUUUUUAUUCAGAUUUAUUAGAUAAAAGUUCUUAUAUUUUAAAUGGGGGUAGUGUUUCUGUGAUUUUUAGAAAUUCCGACAAAAACGGUGAUAAUAGUAGUAAUAACGAUAGCGAUAGCAAUAGCAAUAGUUACAGUUACAGUUACAGUUACAGUUACAGUUACAGUUACAGUAACAGUAGCAGUAACAGUAACAGUAACAGUAACAGUAAUAGCAAUAGUAAUAGUGAUGAUAUAUAUCAUAUCCAAAUUAUAGGGUCAACUUUUUUUCAAAACUCAGCCUUAAGAAGUGGAGGUUCAAUAUUAUUAGAUUCAAAUUAUUUAUCUUUUAUAAAUGGUUCAGAAUUAGGAAAUAAUAUAGCAUAUGAUGAUGGUGGUGGUGCAAUUUUUACAUAUUAUCCAGAAAAAACAAUUUUGAGUGAUAACCAGUUUUCAAAUAAUACGGCUCCAUAUGGACAAGAUUUUACAUCAAAAGUUUCAAAAUUAUUGAUAUAUUUUAAUUCAGAUAUUCAACAUCAAGAUCCAUUCACCUUUUCAGUUUUACUUUUAGAUUACUAUAAUAAUUCAGUAAAAAUAAAUAAUGGUUAUAUGGUUGAUUUAUACAUUUACGAUCAAGAUGGUAGAAAAGUUUAUAACAAACCAUUAGUGCCUUUAAACGGAGAAAUAUUAUUUACAUCUCCAAGUAGAGUUCUUAAUGGGUCAGUUGGUUCAAACUUUACUUUUACUUUUGUUUUAUCAAAUCAAAACCUUGUGAUUUAUAAAGAAUCAAUAAUAAAAACUAUUGUCAAUUGCUUAAAAUAUCAAUAUCUAGAAAAUGGGGUUUGUCAAAACUGUGCACCGGGUACUUUUGGUUAUAAUGGCCUAACUUGCUAUAGUUGUAGUAGUGAUUUAAACUGUCCUGAUGGUUUGUCUAUUUUCUGGAAUCAGGGUUAUUGGUUUUUAAAGGAUUACUAUCCCAUCAAUAUUUAUAAUUGCAACCCAAAUAUUUGCCAACCUCUAAUAUGUAGACUAAACCAUACUGGUGUUUUAUGUGGCCAAUGCUUUAAAGGUACAUCAAAAUCUGGUAAUUACUGUGUCAGUUGUGAUAAAACAAAUUAUAAUAUAAUUGGUGGUUAUAUAGCUUUGGUUUCAUUUUUAAUAAUACUUUUAAUAUUUUGCAGUUUGCCAAAUAGAACAAUAUUAUUUUCAUUAGUUACCACUGUUCAAUUAAUUAGUAUAAUAUCAACAAACAUCGAAAACUAUACAUUUUUUCAAAUAUUUAAUCUAAGAAUUGACUACCUCUCAAAUUCAUGCACCAGCCCAGCUUUAGACUAUUAUUAUAAAUAUUAUAUUGGCUUAGUCACAAAUCUAUUUAUUACCACAGUUUCGACAAUACUGAGGUCAUUGAAGAAUUUUAUCAGGGCAAAAUAUAAAGGAACAGAUCAGAAAAACCCACUGGCACCAACAGCAAUACAAUAUUUUGUAUCAGUUUCAACUUUUUUUAUAAUACCCACUAUUUAUUUUGUUUCUACAACUUUUAAUUGCCAAAAAAUUAAUGGUCACUAUUAUUUGCUAUAUGACACAGAUAUCAAGUGUUAUACAAGAUCUCAUAUUAUCGGAAUGUCAAUAGGAAGUGUAUUUCUUUUUUACUAUUUAUCAGUUAUUAUUUAUUGUAUAUUUUUAGCAACCAAAUGCUAUCCACCAAAGCUUUUAUUUAAUCACUUCUUAUAUAUAAACUCAAGAUUUUUUAAUAGCCCAAGCGAAGAAACCAAAGGAGAAGAUAGAGAAAAAUUAAGAAAAGAUAUUAUCAAAUCACAAAGAGAAUUAAUGAAAAAAGCAGUUUAUUUUUCACAUUUAAAAUUAAAAUCUUAUCAUUGGUUCCCAUCCUCAAUGGUUUUUAGCUUUAUUUACUGUGUACUCUCAACAUUUUUAGCUUCCCAUACAAAAGUUUUGCAAGUAGCCCUUCCUUCUAUUUUUAGUAUCCAAAUAAUACUCCAAGUAUAUUUUCAACCUUUUAAAAAGAAAUCAAGAUUUUAUUUCGAAAAUUCCCAAAGUUUCUUGGUUUUAAUUACAUUUGUUUUAUAUAAUUCAAGAUAUUUAAACCAAUACACCCAAUAUCCUAAUAGUAUACUGGGUUAUAUUUUUAUAUCUUUAUCGUCUUUUUCAAUUCUUAUUACUUUAAUUUAUAAAGUUUUAAAGAUUAAAAACUAUUUCAAAAUAAAAGUUAAAUAA